Molecule: messenger RNA, 1503 nt
Organism: Cheilinus undulatus (humphead wrasse)
Lineage: Eukaryota; Metazoa; Chordata; Actinopteri; Labriformes; Labridae
Product: adrenodoxin-like
Exons: 4
Coding region: 371-868 (165 amino acids)
Biological process (GO): P450-containing electron transport chain; positive regulation of oxidoreductase activity
Cellular component (GO): mitochondrion
Molecular function (GO): 2 iron, 2 sulfur cluster binding
Source: RefSeq, a predicted model, not a curated record
GGAAAUACAUCGGAGACCCGUCACAUUUGCUAUUUGCCUGCAUAAACUUGUGUGGCGUGAUUACAGCCGAUAGUCUCUGCAUGCUCUUUGUUUCCUGCUCAUUAUUACGAGCUAAUGAACCAAAUCAGCUAGGACCUUAGACCGCGGGCAGUUGACAUAUGUGUCGGGUUACGCAAUGAACGUGACAGUGACAGAGUGAUUUCUUGUACAUAAAAAACGCUAGUUAAGCUAGCAGGCUAGCUCGCUCAAAACCUCUCUGGGGUGUCCGCGGUCGCUGGAGCUCGACGAAAGUGGACUGUGAAGCCCAGGUUGUGAGUGUCGGCAGCAGUUUGGAUAGUUUUGAACUGCCUUUUCCGUGUCUGUACUUCAAAUGGCUUUGGUAACGGCUUUCAGAAGGCUUGCUCACGUAAGGCUACGGGAGUAUACGCGGAGGACGGCGGCUGUAAGUUGGAGCGCCUGGCUGACGGGUCAGAGGAGUUUUACCACAGGGACGCAGCCUCUGAGGUCAGACAACAAGGUGACGAUCCACUUCAUCAACAGAGACGGAGAGAAGAUCACAGUGAAGGGCUCGCCUGGAGACUCGCUGCUAGACAUCGUCAUUAACGAAGACCUCGACUUUGAUGGUUUUGGAGCGUGUGAGGGCACCCUGGCAUGCUCCACAUGCCAUCUGAUCUUCGACGAGGACGUCUACAAGAAGCUGGGGCCGGUCACAGAUGAGGAGAUGGACAUGCUAGACUUAGCUUACGGCCUGACUGACACAUCUCGUCUGGGCUGCCAGAUUUGUCUUACCAAGUCCCUGGAAGGCAUCGUGGCCCGGGUCCCCGAGAGCGUAGCGGACAUCAGACAGAGCAAAGACGGCUCCUCCUAACAGACGUGACGUUGCAGACAGCAUAAUUGGGGCUGAGGGUUUGUUCUGUAUGCACAGGGAUGAUGGUGGGUGUGAAAUCUGUCAGCACUGCCUCUGCUCAUCCCUCCUUUUUUUAAAAAAGAAAAAACACAUUUUCAACUAGAGCCAGCUCUGGACCCCCAGGUCAUGUGAAACCAGAACUCUUUACUCAGAAGGCAGAAUCACUUUUAUAGGCAAGAUUUUUAGACUAGUGGAAGACAGACUUAUUAACUAUUAAUCUGCACUGAUUUAAGGUUUUUAAUCUCAUAAAGACGUCUUCACCUCAGCUUACACUUCCAUCUGGACCAGAAACGUCUCAAUGCAACAUUCAACUCUCUUCUUUUUCACUGAACAAUGCAAUGAAAUGGUGCAUAGCUGCUCACAGCAUGACUGAAACAUUUGAACCAACUAACAGUUCAACGCCUUAAAGAUUGUGCUGAUGAUGACCUCUGUAAACCUCUAUUUUAUUCCACCUAUGUAUACCCACCCCUACUAUUGUUUGUUUGAUCCAAUCCAUCAUGUAACCGUAUAAUUUCAUCAUGAUUGUACAUAGCUAGAACACAAACGUAUACCUAUGUAUAGAGUGAAAAAGAAUGUAAUAAAAAUCACCUUUCUAA